AUGGAGCCAUUCACUGAUACAGUUUGGAUGUUAAUGAUCCAGGCUGCUGUUGUGACACAGGAGGACAGGACAGAUGAGGAAGGUGAUCAGUCAAUUGCUCCAGGUGGUGAGGUAGAGCGCGUUUCAAUUCCACGCCCACGCCCACGUAACUAUCGUUGUAGGCGUGUGCUGGCAGACUUCUCCGAGGUGGAUGUGAUUAAGAACUUUCGCUUAUCCUCUCGUUCAAUCCAUAUGCUGUAUGACUUGAUGGAGGCGGACCUUGAACCACGGGUGCCCACUAAUCACACAGUCAGUGGUAUGUCUAAACUGCUGGCUGCAUUACAUUAUUUUGCGUCUGGCACUUUCCAGCCAGUUUUGCCCCAAACAGUUGGUUUUUUCCAGCCCACAUUUUCGCGUAUUUUAACUCAGGUCUGUACGGCUUUCCGUAAAUUAACGACCCAGUUUAUUUAUUUUCCAAGCACUGUCAGCGAAUGGAGGGAGGUCAAAUUGGAAUUUUUUGAAAAAUCACGCUUUCCCAAUGUUCUGGGCACGAUAGAUUGCACUCAUGUGGCAAUUGCACCACCAAGGCAAAUGGAAGAGUGUUUUCGUAAUAGAAAAUCUUUCCAUUCCUUGAAUGUACAGAUGGUGUGUGAUGCCAAAUUGAAAAUCACCAAUCUUUUUGUGGGCUUCCCUGGGUCGGCCCACGACUCCUUUAUUUUGAGACAGUCAUCCGUGUUCCGUGAUUUUGAAGAUUGCAACAUGCCGGAUGGGUGGCUGUUGGGUGAUGGUGGAUACCCUAACAAGAGUUGGCUUCUUACACCAUUGUCCAAUCCCGUUAGUGAUGCUGAGCAUAUGUACCAAAAAGCGCACAUUACAUCGAGGGGUGUAAUUGAAAGGACCUUCGAAGAAUGUGCAUGA
This is a messenger RNA of Pseudophryne corroboree (corroboree frog), 897 nucleotides long. Its product is annotated as putative nuclease HARBI1. Lineage: Eukaryota; Metazoa; Chordata; Amphibia; Anura; Myobatrachidae. Bases 1 to 897 code for a protein of 298 amino acids. The transcript has 3 exons. The record is from RefSeq and is a predicted model, not a curated record.